AUGGCAUCCGUUCAGCAGACAGCCGCAGAGACUUUGACGAUGUUAGAAGAGCGCCUGCGGAGAUUGGAGUUUCUCGUUGAAGGUGAUUUAUCACACCCUACAGAGGAGCUUGAAAGUAAACCGUCUUCGCGGAACGCUGUGAGCACGCGACUCCAUAACCUUGAGAGAGGACUUGAAUCAUUGAUCAAUCGCUCAAAUUCAAUUUACGACAUUCUCCUGCUGCACCAGCAAGUACCGGAUCUAUUCCACGCGUCUGCUGUAAAUUCAGUGCCUACCACGCUAGCGCCUGCCUCCCUCGCUCAGUUGAUACUCGCGCACGAACAAUUGCUUAAGUCCACGUCGGCUGGUCUGCAAACCAUUCACGACAUUGGUUCGAUUCCGGAUUCCACAGCAUUUGUGCAGCUAGUAGCGACACAGCCGCAGCUGGCGAAAGUGGAAGCUAAACAAGCCGAGCAGGUCCGAGAAUUUGCCGCUCUACGAGCACGAAGUGCACAACUUGUCGAGCAAUGGUACGAGUCCGGUGUGCUUAAGAUGGGCGGUCGAUGGGCAGAUUGGGAAGAAAAGUUACGAGAUUGUGAGAUUCUCGUACGACGACAAGAAGCUUCACGAAAACGGGAGGAAAGUGAUGCAUGA
Dissoconium aciculare CBS 342.82 is the source of this 633-nucleotide messenger RNA. RefSeq lists its product as uncharacterized. Gene Ontology annotation, cellular component: dynactin complex. The transcript has a single exon. The coding region runs from base 1 to 633 and encodes 210 amino acids. The record is from RefSeq and is a predicted model, not a curated record. Gene Ontology annotation, biological process: cytoskeleton-dependent cytokinesis. NCBI's taxonomy places the organism in Eukaryota, Fungi, Ascomycota, Dothideomycetes, Mycosphaerellales, Dissoconiaceae.